Molecule: messenger RNA, 441 nt
Organism: Suillus paluster
Lineage: Eukaryota; Fungi; Basidiomycota; Agaricomycetes; Boletales; Suillaceae
Exons: 3
Coding region: 1-441 (146 amino acids)
Source: RefSeq, a predicted model, not a curated record
AUGCCCCCCCUCCGCACUCCCCUCUUUGCCAUCGCGAUGAACGUCCGCCGUGCCGAAAAAAAUGCUGGUGGCCUGCAGUGGCAACUUGUUAUCGGUAUCGUAGCUGGUUUCCUGUCGAUUCUGUCCGUCAUCUAUCUCCUUCACUUAUUAUUCCAGCCCCGUUUAAACAUCCACCGUCGCGUCUUCGGAUAUGUGCUGCCGUUAGGCAAUCACCGUGCCUCGAAUUCUGUUACUGAAAGUGAGACGUCGAAUUCGUCACCCGACCUCUCGAUGGCGGCGACUCCCGCUCUUCCUCCUCCUUACACAGCAAGACCAACCACAGCUUCCUUCUACGCAGUCCCAAUUCCACCUCAGUCGCACCAGAGAGAGCCAGUACGCCACCCGCGGAAGUGCCACCCUGCGCCGCGACGCCACGUAGAUGAGCCCAUUGCAAGGGGAUGA